Molecule: messenger RNA, 1869 nt
Organism: Pyrenophora tritici-repentis Pt-1C-BFP
Lineage: Eukaryota; Fungi; Ascomycota; Dothideomycetes; Pleosporales; Pleosporaceae
Product: GatA, Asp-tRNAAsn-Glu-tRNAGln amidotransferase A subunit and related amidase
Source: RefSeq, a predicted model, not a curated record
AUGAAUCUCUUCUGGUCCGCGAGCAUAGUGUCCUUCGUGGUCACCAAUGCGCGAGCUGCCGUAUCCUCGACAGGGUUUACUGUGUCUUUGACGGAUAUUGACUACUUCUUGCCGCCGAAGCCGGUCGCCAAGAUCUCCCGCUGCGAUGAGCUUCAAUCAACAUUCGGGGAUGAGCUUUUUGUCCCAUUCACGGUUCUGAACGCCAAGGACAGUGGAUUUGAUAUCGCGUCUCUGACGGCUGGUUACGACGAGGAUGAUGUUUGGCAAACUGGAUUUAUGGAAGCACUCUACAUCCAGGGUAGCAACUCCAGGUCCCUGAAUACUUCGGUAACCAUUCUUUCUGGCAUCUCAUCCUGUGAACUUGCGCCUGGGCCGUACUUUAUCAAUGCGGCGGGUAAUGUAUACGAAGCUUGGAGACUCUACUCUGAUGUACAAGGCGCUUUCACAGAGUCUGCCAUUGCGAGUGGGGACGGAUCAUACUCGGUCCUGCCCGCUGGGACCGUGGGUCAGAAGCAAGCAGUCGCUGUUCCGUCUCGUCUGUAUUUCACCAAAACCGCUGAAAAGCCAUUGGCGGGCAUGCGCAUUGGAAUCAAGGACAUUUAUGACAUCAAAGGUCUACGAACUUCCAAUGGCAACAGGGCUUGGUAUUGGCUUUAUCCGCCGGCAAAUAUUACUGCACCAGCUGUCCAAAAUCUGAUCGAUGCUGGAGCUGUCAUUGUUGGAAAAAUGAUUACAUCUCAGUUUGCCAAUGGCGAGGUUGCUACUGCAGACUGGGUCGACUAUCAUGAAGCAUUCAACCCCCGCGGUGAUGGCUACCAGGACACAUCCUCUAGCUCUUCUGGUGGCGGCGCUGGUACGGCUGCGUACUCGUGGUUGGACAUCAGCCUUGGCUCAGAUACGGGCGGCAGUGUGCGCAUUCCGGCCCAGGUCCAGGGCUUGUAUGGCAAUCGUCCGUCGCACGGCUUGGUACCCUUGGACCACGUCAUGCCGCUCAGCCCAGUACUCGACACCGCCGGAUUGCUUGCGCGCAAUCCACAUAUCUGGAUGGAAGCUGCCAAAGCAAUGUAUGGACCAAACAUCACCUUCACCAAAGAUUACCCCACCAGCAUUCAAACGCUUGGAUGGCCGACGGAAGCAGAUAAUGUCGCCGACCAGCUUUUGAUUGACUUCCUGGGGAACGUAACCGAGUUUCUGGGCGCCAAGGUGACGGUAUACAAUAUUUCGGCAGAUUUCGAUGCAGCGAACCCAGAUGUGGCACCUCUUGCUACGUUUUUGAACCUUACGUAUGCACUCCUGAUUACGAAGCAGCAGUCGGAGCUUGUCAAGAAGCCUUUCUACGCUGACUAUGCGGAGAAGCACGAUGGCCGUCUGCCAUUUGUGAAUCCCGUACCUUUGUAUCGAUGGGCGUGGGGCGACAAUCAAACUCUGACUUUGGAAGAUGGCGUUGCCAACAAGACCAUGUUUCAAACCUGGGCUAAUGAGACUUUCUUAGUCCCCUCGUAUCAGUCGUGUUCGGAGUCUUUGGUCAUGUACGUCGGCUCUACAGCUGGUACCGUCUACCGCAACGCUUAUCGAAAGCCGCCGGGUUUACCGUUCGGUUUCGAUUAUAGCCGUAUCUCAAACAUGGCUGAAGUCCCUGACUUCGUUGUACCGCUCGGUGACGCACCAUACAACUCCACCAUCACCGGGCAUGUUGAAUACCUACCUGUGACAGCCGACCUGUUGGUGGCAAAGGGAUGUGAUGGUAUGUUGUUUUCGCUUAUCGCGGAUCUAUACGACGCCGGCAUACUCAAGGAGAGUAAGACUGGGCAAAGUGGUGUAACUGGAGGAGAUAUUUUGCUCAGGAGGAGCAUGCUUGGUCUUGAAUAA